AUGACAAACGUCGACACUUCUCUACCUCCAGAACCAUCUGGCGCAGCCGCCAAGUUUGCAGCUCAACAUGCUGAAGAGCAUCCGCUGAAGCUCUACGGAGGCUGGUUCUGCCCAUUCGUCCAACGAACUUGGAUCACUAUUCACGAAAAGAAGAUUCCCCAUCAAUAUGUAGAGAUCAACCCAUACAAGAAAGAGGCUCACUUUAUGGCCAUGAAUCCCCGUGGAUUGGUCCCUACUCUUGCAGUACCCGUUGACUCGAAGGGCAAGGUACAGAAGCCUCUGUUCGAGAGCAACAUCAUUUGUGAAUAUCUCGAUGAGACGUUCACGGAUGAGUCUAAGUAUGGGCCUCGACUUCUUCCUACCGAUCCAUAUGAGAAGGCAAGAUGUCGUAUUUGGAUCGAUCAUAUCAGCACACGCAUCAUUCCCUCAUGGUACAAGCUGAUGCAGCACACUCUCGACAAGCCUUUCAGCCUUGAUGAGGCACGAGAAGAACUGAGAGGACGCAUCAAGUCUCUCGUUGAGGAGAUGGACCCUGAAGGCCCAUGGUUUCUCGGCUCGACUCUGAGUCUUGUGGAUAUUUGCUUAGCACCAUGGGCGAAGCGUUUGUUUCUAAUUGAUCACUACAAGGAGGGCGGCCAUGGUAUCCCGGAAUCUGGAGAAGGUAAAGAUGGAGAGAUUUGGAAGAGGUGGAAGAAGUGGUAUGACGCAAUUCUCAGUCGCGACAGUGUGAAGGAGACCUGGAGUGCCGACGAACGAUACAUCAUUGCGUAUAAGAGAUAUGCCGAAGAUACUACCAACUCUGAAGUUGGCCAAGCUACGCGCUCAGGCAAGCGCCUGCCUUGA
This is a messenger RNA of Fusarium proliferatum ET1, 843 nucleotides long. RefSeq lists its product as uncharacterized. NCBI's taxonomy places the organism in Eukaryota, Fungi, Ascomycota, Sordariomycetes, Hypocreales, Nectriaceae. Bases 1 to 843 code for a protein of 280 amino acids. The transcript has a single exon. The record is from RefSeq and is a predicted model, not a curated record. Gene Ontology annotation, cellular component: cytoplasm. Gene Ontology annotation, molecular function: glutathione transferase activity.